UCAGAGAGGGGGGAAGAGAAGAGAGCGGAGAGUCCGGCCAUUCCUGCCAUAGACGACACUGCGGAGAGCGGCGCGCGACACCCCGCGGACGAGCAGCCAAUCAGACUGGAGGAGGGAGCGCGAGCUGCGACUGUGUGACCCGCCAAUCACCAUCCUCCUCUUCACCGGACAGACGAAAUGUCGUACAAACCAAUUGCUCCGGCCCCGGCAGCGGGGAGCAGCAGCGCUCCGGGCACCCCCGUCACCCCCGUGCCUGGAGCUGCGGUUUCAUCACCAUCAGGAGCUGUGCCCGUCUCCUCCUUCCGACUCAACUUCAGUGACUUUGGACCCCCUUCUAUGGGCUUCAUACCGGGAGUGAAGCCAGCUGUGUCACAAGCGGUGUCUCAGGGGACUUACAGUGACCUGCUGUCUGUGAUCGAGGAGAUGGGCAGAGAGAUCAGACCCACCUAUGCUGGAAGCAAAAAGUGCCAUGGAAAGAUUAAAAAGAGGUAUAAUCCACGCUAGGGCUCUUGUGAGAGAGUGUCUAGCUGAAACAGAACGCAAUGCUCGUACGUGA
Molecule: messenger RNA, 556 nt
Organism: Staurois parvus
Lineage: Eukaryota; Metazoa; Chordata; Amphibia; Anura; Ranidae
Source: the annotation of a GenBank genome assembly